Molecule: messenger RNA, 3640 nt
Organism: Ostrinia nubilalis (European corn borer)
Lineage: Eukaryota; Metazoa; Arthropoda; Insecta; Lepidoptera; Crambidae
Product: protein regulator of cytokinesis 1-like
Exons: 14
Coding region: 174-2462 (762 amino acids)
Biological process (GO): mitotic spindle midzone assembly; microtubule cytoskeleton organization
Cellular component (GO): spindle; cytoplasm; mitotic spindle midzone
Molecular function (GO): microtubule binding
Source: RefSeq, a predicted model, not a curated record
UUUUGUAACGUCUUGAAUUUGAAAACUUCAAACGUUAUUCGUUCGUUGUUGCAUUGGUUGUGUUGUAAAUGUAAUUCUAAAAUAAAAAAAUUUUGCAAGACAAGUGCUAUAAUUUUGUGCGUUUAUUACAUGUGACUUUUAUGUGUUUUUUGUGAAAGUGUAGUUUGAGGAAAAUGAUUGCCCUAACCGACGACGUUUACAAAUUAUUUGAUGAAGUCCAGGACAAAAUUGCCCACAAUGUCCGCGUCAUGAUGGAAGAGCUAUGGCUGAACUGGUCGCAUCUAGGAGUCGAGGACUCCACGAAGGUCAACAACAUAAACAAACUGGUGACAAUUGAGACCGAGCUUCACAGAGAUGUCAUUUCGGAGACCAGACAGAAACUCAAAACAAUGCAAGCACAAGUGGACAAACUGAAAGAAGAAACGGAAGAACUAAGCAGAUGUCUUUCGGUGGAUAUUACAAUCAUGGAAUUCAAAGAUGACAUGAUGUUAGCAGAAUACAAGAGAGAAUUGGAAGAUCAGAUUGCAGGAUACAGAGAACAAGUGGAGCAGCGUCGCAUGAAAAUGGAAAGGCUGCUCGAAUGGCAACGCGACCUGGCCGAGAAGCUCGGUGUCACCAUCCAGGAGUUGCAGGAGAUCCCGCUCCCUUCGGAGGAGGAGCUGGACCGGCUGAAGGAUCACCUCGAAGUCUUGCAGGCAGAGAGAGACAAGCGCGCUGAGAUAUUCCUGAACACGCAAGUGGAGAUCAAGGAUAUCAUGGACAAGCUCCAAAUCAAGCCGCAAAACAAGUUCGAGCACAUCGCGGUGACGUCACUGUCUGUAGACUUCAAGGUGACAGACUUGAACAUGGACCGCCUCGCCAAGCUUCAGCAGGAGUUGCAGGAGCGAUUCGAGCAGACCAACAAUAGGGUGCUAGAACUCCGCGAACGCCUGUCCAAGCUGUGGGACUGUCUAGACGAGGACCAGGUGUACCGCGAGAACUUCCUGCACGCGCACCCCGGCUGCCACCCGCGUAGCGAAGCCGCCAUCAAGGACGAGAUCCGCCGCUGCGACCAGAUCAAGAGGCAGAAGAUACAGGUGUUCGUAGCCAACGUCCGUACUAAGAUAAAGCUGAUGUGGGACAGCGUGAUGUAUUCGCCGCAACAGCGCGAGGAGUUCGUGCACUACUUCCAGGACAUCUUCACGGAGGACACGCUCACGUUGCAUGAGCUGUAUUUGGACAAGAUCACCAAGUUCUACAGUGAGAACAAACACAUCUUCGAGCUGGUGAUGACCCGCAAGAACCUUUGGCUGAAGAUGACCGAGUUGGAAGCGCGGGCUACCGAGCCCGGCCGCUACCACAACCGCGGCGGACAGCUGCUGCGGGAAGAGAAGGAACGGAAGGCUAUUGCUAGCAAUUUGCCGAAAAUCGAAGCUCAACUCCGCGAGCUGGUCACAGAGUAUGAAGCUAAGAACGGCACCACCUUCACAGUAGACGGCAAGCCGCUGAUACAGCUGAUUGAAGACGAAUGGGAGAACAGGAAAGCUGAGCGCCACAACAAGCUGUCGGCUCGCAAGCAGGCGCUGACGCCGACGACGCCCCUUCUACGCUCGCUGGCCACGUCGCCGCUCGGCAAGCGCAACCGCACCGCCGCUGGGCUCGCCGCCACUGCUGAGAAGAACAGGCCGUCCAAGCGUCAGCUGAUGACUGGCAGCGCUACCAAAGCUGUCACCACCUUCUCCAACAAUCUGUCUGCCCUCAAGAGGUCUGCCAUAUCCACGGUCAAGAGGCGCAUUAGCGGUCGUCUGGCCACCCGCGCAAUCGUAGAGACUAAGGGCGAUCACGCGAAGCGCAAGUUGGACUACGGAGGAGAACUCAAGAAAACACCCAAAGUCAACGGCAGCAUUCUCAAGCAUAAGCGUACGUCUCACGGCAAGCGGCGCAGCACCUCGCGUCGUUCCACCAACGCGACGGCCUCCAGCCAAGAGGAAGAGCACAAGCACAAAGACCCGCUCAUGGAGACUACGCUGCUCACCACGUACACAGAUUUCAAGGACAACAUCAACGAGAAGCAAAUCAGCCGUAGUUCGAUGGCGAAUACUAGAGGCCACGAGCCGCUCCUCCCCACCAUCGUCUUCUCAGCGAUCGACGAGAAAAAAACGCCCACCACCCCCAAAAAAACUGCAAAAGUUCCCACGCCCCUCACCCCCAAAGUCGGCAAGGAAAACAUCCAACACGUCAACGUGCCUAUAACCCCUAAAAGCAACCUUCUAUACACCCCUACCAGAUUAACGCGAUCAGCUCUGAAGCUAAAUAACGACGGUUUUGCAACUCCAAGAGCGCCGCUGAGUGCGAACAAAGUCAACCUGCAACGACAGAACACGGUGUCAAGUAUGUCAGUGAAAACUACCCCCAAUAACGUCAGCCGGUCGAAGUCACAUACUCAUUUGGUCCGGGCCAAGAAUCUACCGCCGCUUAUUUGAGAUUAAGACUGAUCUCGCGUUCACGUAUUUUGGACUGUUUGUUGGUCGCAAAUAGGUUCAAAAUUGUGUAUCUGUUAUCCAGGUUUAACGUAUCGGCCUUUUCAAAAGAGUCCCUGCGAUUGUUAGUUAUUGAAACCUAUUUAAUUUUGUAAAAGCUUUUAUUGGAAGUCUCUUUUAAAGGUCGAUGAGUUAUAUUUUGAUCAAUAUUCUACUCAUUGCUUGAACUAAGUUAUUUGGCAUUUGAUGAUGUUAACGAUACGACAGGAUGGUGUGAACGUUUGUGAUAUAUUUAAGGCAAUAAUUAAGUUUUCACUGAAUUAACAAUUAAUUGUAAUUAGACAUUGAUAUUUUCUUACGAUUUUAUUAUAAAUACGAUGUUUUAUGUACAAAUGUUUGGCGGUUUUAAUUGAUGACAUUAAUAUAAUCUUUCAUAUGAAUGUAUAUGUGAAUCUCUUUCAUAUAAACGCUUGAUAUUUUUAUGUAGGGUCUAAUUGUUUAUAGUUUGCGUUAUGAGUAUUUAGUUUUGAUUAGUUUAGUAAGUUACGAGUUUUUAUUUUUCAGAAUUUUGUUUUAGAUUAGUUUUGUCUUACUAACACCGUUUGUUUGAUAUUGUGAUAAAAUACUACACUAAAUACACCCUAAUCUAGAUGUGUAAAAUCUGGAAAUAUUUUAAACAUUAAUCUUAUCAUUUAAUAGAGUUAGAAGCUAGGUUGACAUUAGCACAGAUGAUACGCUUCUUAUAUCCAUAAACUGUGGAUGUGUUGAAUUACUUCAGUUAAUAAACUUGAAAGAAAUGAACGAUUGUCCAUGAACUUGUCCAUCACAAUCCUAGAUCAGAUCAGAAAUUGACAUCAUUAAAGUUUGAGUAACCGUUAAGGUCACGUUGAUCGUGAAAGUGUCAAAAGUAACAAAAUUUAAACACAAAAUUCCAGGCAGCUCAAAUUAUUCGAUCACAAAUGACAAAAUGAUACAAUGUACUUAAUUGUAAUCAGUAUUUUGAAUAAUAUAAUCUAAUUCGACGAUUGUUUCUGAAGUACACUCGGCUUCAACACCAUAAUUGCAUUAUAAUCUAUAUUUUAUUACGGCCGAUGUACGGAUUACAAUUUAUUGCGUCAUUUUUAAUUUAGUUUUAAUUUUAAAUGUAAAUUAUGGUUGUAAUAUAUUUGCAUAGUUUAAAC